Daphnia pulicaria is the source of this 1217-nucleotide messenger RNA. It is a transcript of the gene Vsp37A, whose product is annotated as vacuolar protein sorting-associated protein 37A-like. The coding region runs from base 51 to 998 and encodes 315 amino acids. The record is from RefSeq and is a predicted model, not a curated record. The transcript is spliced from 5 exons. Lineage: Eukaryota; Metazoa; Arthropoda; Branchiopoda; Diplostraca; Daphniidae. Gene Ontology annotation, cellular component: ESCRT I complex. Gene Ontology annotation, biological process: protein targeting to vacuole; ubiquitin-dependent protein catabolic process via the multivesicular body sorting pathway; protein targeting to membrane.
UGAACGAAGUAUGUCUGCCACUGUCAUAAUAAGGUUAUGAUAAUGUCAAGAUGAAUCAAUCUACUGUGUAUCCAUUAAAUCCUUCAAUUGUGCAUUUGAAAAAAAAGAAGCAAAUUGAUUCUCUACGUGUUUUCAUAGAAGAUGUUCAAGAAAUUCAUCCAGGAGAAUAUCACGUACUAUUCCAUUCGGGAAACCGGGAGCUGACAAUUAAAAUUCAACUCCCGCCAGACUUCCCAACUCAGAAGCCUUUGAUUUGGAUUAGUCCUGCAAUCCAGCACAACUGGGUUACAGACAAUGGUCGAAUAAUGUCUCCAGGGUUGGUGAAUUAUUCGGAACAUUCAGAUUUGGGUCAAAUUGUGAAUGCAAUAAUCAGAGAAUUGAAAAAGUUACCAGAAAUAAAGACUUUUCCAAAUGGUCAAAAUGGAGUAAGUAGUAACAGAGAAACAUUCCUAUCAGCUAGUCAAUUUAGUCAGCAGCAGUAUUUCCCUAUUCCUCCCUUCAUUCCUGAAUUGGAGAGUCUUUCAAGAAAUCAGAUAAAAAAUCUAAGUGAAAAUGAAGAUGUUUUGCAUCAGUUUGUUGAGGAACUUCCUCAAGCAGAAGCAGCAUCGAAAGAUGUACAAAACCACAUGGAUAAUGUUGAAAAGAUAGCAAGGUCUGUCAGUGAUUUGAAAGAAACAUGGAAUGUUAAACGACAGAAAAUACUGGAACAUUAUGAGAUGCUUAAUAAGCUGAAACAAGAUUGGGAUUCUUUAAACACUCAGCAUCACAACUUAUCCCAACGCUACAUACCUAACAAUAUUGAAGCUAGCCUAAAGCAAGCUGCAUCACUGGCAGAUGAAAAAAGCGAAGAAAUCGCAGAAGUGUUUCUUUCUGGUCAAAUGGAUGUUGAUGCAUUUUUGAGCUCAUACACAGCAUCUAGGACGGAAAGCCAUAUUCGCAAAACAAAGGAAGAAAUUCUACAUAAACAGCUCCAAGAGCUUCAAAGAUUGGGAUACUAAAAUGUAUGGAAUUCAUGACAUGCCUUCUCUUUAUGAUAUAUGUAAAUCUUCAGAUUGUGCUCUAAUUUUCUUAAAUAAAGAUAAUCUUAAUACCUGAAAGUAGAUUCUUUUUAUAGGUCUGAUGUCGACUGUUCAGGAGCAGUGACUCAUUUUUUCGAGAGCAAAAUUAAAAAAAAAAAACUGUAUACAUCAAUUUCAAAAUACAUGUUUUUUAAAUCA